This is a messenger RNA of Bubalus bubalis (water buffalo), 1893 nucleotides long. Its product is annotated as guanylate-binding protein 6. Gene Ontology annotation, molecular function: GTPase activity; GTP binding. Lineage: Eukaryota; Metazoa; Chordata; Mammalia; Artiodactyla; Bovidae. The transcript has 11 exons. Gene Ontology annotation, biological process: defense response to protozoan; defense response to Gram-positive bacterium. Bases 1 to 1893 code for a protein of 630 amino acids. The record is from RefSeq and is a predicted model, not a curated record.
AUGGCAUCUGGACCCAACAUGAUGGAUCCCAUCUGUCUGGUAGAAAACAAAAAUGCACAGUUUUCAGUGAAUCAGAAAGCUCUACAGAUUCUUGAGAACAUUUCUCAGCCAGUGGUGGUGGUGGCCAUUGUAGGACUGUAUCGUACCGGCAAAUCCUACUUGAUGAACCGUCUUGCAGGACAGAACCAUGUUGAGUGUUGUACUACAUCAAGAGCCAGUUACUUGAAUCCAGGUUUCCCUCUGGGUUCCACAGUGCAGUCUAAAACCAAGGGCAUCUGGAUGUGGUGUGUGCCUCACCCUUCCAAAUCAGACCAUAUCCUGGUCCUUCUGGACACUGAGGGCCUGGGGGAUGUGGAAAAGGGUGACUCUAAGAACGACUUAUGGAUCUUUGCCCUGGCUGUGCUUUUGAGCAGCACUUUCAUCUACAACAGCAUGAACACCAUCAACAAUGAUGACUUGGAAAAAUUGCAGUAUCCUGGUUUUACUGAAAAAUUGAUGAGAAUGGAGACCAAACCAGAUUUCCCUUCCCUGCACUUUAUCUGGACUGUACGGGAUUUCACCCUGGAGCUUAAAUUAAAUGAUGACCCUAUCACAGAAGAUGAGUACCUAGAGAACGCCUUGAAGCUGAUUAAAGGUUCACAUCCCAAUGUUAAAAAGGCCAACCUACCCAGGGAGUGUAUCAGGCAUUUUUUCCCAAAACGGAAGUGUUUUGUCUUUGACCGGCCAGUAAAUGAUAGGGAACUCCUAGCCCAUCUUGAUGAAGUUUUAGAAAGUCAACUGUAUCCUAAAUUCAAGGAACAAUCGAAUACUUUCUGUUCAUAUAUCUUUACCCAUGCAAGAACCAAGAUCCUCAGGGAAGGGGUGAAGGUCACUGGGAAGCGUCUGGGGACUCUGGUUGUGACCUAUGUAGAUGCCAUCAACAGUGGAUCAGUUCCUUGUUUGGAGAACGCAGUGACAACUCUGGCCCACCUGAAGAAUUCAGCAGCCGUGCAGAAGGCAGCUGACCACUACAGUGAGCAGAUGAUCCAGCGACUGAACCUCCCCACAGACACGCUCCAGGAGCUGCUGGAGGUGCAUGCAGCCUGUGGGAGGGAAGCCAUUGUAGUGUUCAUGAAUCAGUCUUUCAAGGAUGAAAACCAGGACUUCCAGAAGAAGCUCCUGGAAAUCAUAAAGAAUAAGAAGGAAGGUUUUUUGCAACAGAAUGAAGAGGCAUCUGCUAAAUACUGCCAGACUAAACUUGAUCAAAUUUUGAAGACUCUAAAGGAAAGUAUUUCAGCAGAGAGUUUCUCUGUUCCUGGAGGGCACAAACUCUACAGGAAAGCAAUGGAAAGGUUACAGUGUGACCAUAUCCAUGUGCCCAGUAAAGGAGUGAAGACAAAUGAGGUCCUCCAGAACUUCCUGCAGUCUCAGGUGGCAAUCGAGAUAUCCAUCCUGCAGUCAGAUAAAGCCCUCACUGAUGCAGCAAAGGCCAUAGCAGAUCUUUCCAAAAUAAUGAGCUUCCACUUCUUCUGUGGAAUACACACUGCUAAAUCUGAAAAUAACAGAGUUGUGGUUGGAUAUCAGCCAGAUGGUCAAGGCCUUUCCCAUCGUAUUCUCAAAUCUGCUCCUGAUGUGUGGCACCAGGCUCAAAAUGAUCUGCUUACUGAAGAAUUUAGUAGAAAAGCUGAGGAAAUGAAAGCAGAGAUAAAACACCUAAGAAACAUAAUUGAGAAGAGUAAAAAGGAUAAAGCUUCUUGGAUUUCAAAGACUCUGGAUGGACUUGCCACUGAAGCAACUGCAAUUCUGUCUCUUCCCGCUAAAGUAAUUGGUUGGGGUCUGAAGGGCUUGAGCUCACUUUUUAUUCUGAAGGCUUUUAAGCAUAAAAAGUGCCUACUAGAUGAAAUUACUGCCUGA